Messenger RNA from Nymphaea colorata (pocket water lily), 2922 nucleotides. Its product is annotated as nuclear cap-binding protein subunit 1. Gene Ontology annotation, molecular function: protein binding; RNA cap binding; mRNA binding. Lineage: Eukaryota; Viridiplantae; Streptophyta; Magnoliopsida; Nymphaeales; Nymphaeaceae. Bases 183 to 2774 code for a protein of 863 amino acids. The transcript has 19 exons. Gene Ontology annotation, cellular component: nucleus; nuclear cap binding complex. Gene Ontology annotation, biological process: nuclear-transcribed mRNA catabolic process, nonsense-mediated decay; mRNA export from nucleus. The record is from RefSeq and is a predicted model, not a curated record.
UCGGGAGGAACGAAUUGCCCGCCCAACUGUCUCCUCGUCUCAAACCCUAAACCCUCCCGCGAGUCGCCUCUGCUCCUUCCUCGCUCUCGGGCCUCUCUGCGUCCGUCCAUUUGCUCAUCUCUACCCCUCCCAGGUCGCUACACUUGUUUUGGAUCCUUCCGAGGUCGCGGAGUGCCGGCGCCAUGAGUAGUUGGAGAGGUUUACUUAUCAGGAUCGGCGACAAAUCCCCCGAGUACCACGGGAGCCCCGAUUUCGAGGAACACAUUGAAACGUGUUAUACUGUUCUAUCUCAGGAGCUAGAGCAUUCUGAGGACGAUAUCUUAUCGUUUCUGUUGCAAUGUGCUGAACAGCUGCCACACAAAAUUCCUUUAUAUGGAACCUUGGUGGGCUUGUUGAAUCUGGAAAAUGAAGAAUUUGUUGAGAAGGUUGUUCAACAGUUACAAGGAAAUUUCCAAGAGGCCUUAGAUGUUGGUGACUGCAACAAAGUUCGCAUUCUGAUGCGAUUUCUGAUUGUGCUGAUGUGCAACAGUGUUCUUCAGCCAGGUGCUGUAGUUGAGAUUUUGGACACACUACUUUCAUCUGCAGCUACAACCGUUGAUGAGGAGAAAGGCAAUCCUUAUUGGCAAGCACGUGCUGACUUUUAUAUUAUGUGUAUUUUGUCAUGCCUCCCAUGGGGGGGUGCGGAGUUGGCUGAGCAAGCCCCUGAAGAGAUUGAGAGAGUUAUGGCAGGCAUUCAAUCAUACUUUAAUAUCAGAAGACAUGCUUAUGAUGCUGAGUUUUCUGCUUUCUCCUUGAAUGAUGGAAAUGCAGCGGAUUUUCAUGAAAAGGAUUUUUUAGAGGACUUGUGGGAUCGCAUUCAAAGUCUCUCCAAUAAUGGAUGGAAAGUCGAUAGUGUCCCCAGACCACAUCUUUCAUUUGAAGCACGUCUGGUUGCUGGAAAAUCACACGACUUUGGUCCUAUAAGUUGCCCAGAACAGCCUGUUCUUCCACCAUCACUUUCUGGGGUCACAAGUGGUAAACAGAAAUAUGAAGCUGAGAUGAACUAUCCUCGAAGGCUUGGUAGACUUAAUAUCUUUCCUGCAAGCAAAGCUGAGGAGAACAUGCAGCCUAUUGAUCGGUUUGUUGUGGAAGAGUAUUUGUUGGAUGUGCUGCUGUUUUUCAAUGGAUGCCGCAAGGAAUGUGCUGCAUACAUGGUUGGGCUGCCUGUACCGUUUCGAUAUGAGUAUGUGAUUGCUGAGGCAUUGUUCUCCCAGAUCUUAUUGCUUCCACAUCCACCAUUCAGACCAAUGUACUAUACGUUGGUUAUAAUUGAUCUUUGCAAGGCCCUUCCAGGAGCAUUCCCUGCAGUUGUUGCUGGAGCUGUACGCUCCCUCUUUGAGAAGAUUGGAGAUAUGGAUAUGGAAUGUCGCAAUCGGCUCAUCCUGUGGUUUUCACAUCACUUGUCUAACUUCCAAUGUAUUUGGCCAUGGGAAGAAUGGUCUCAUGUCUUGGAACUUCCAAAGUGGGCGCCCCAACGAGUUUUUGUGCAGGAAGUAUUGGAAAGAGAGGUCCGAUUGUCAUAUUGGGACAAGAUCAAACAGAGUAUAGAGAAUGCCCCAGGAUUAGAGGAGCUGCUUCCGCCUGUGGGUGGGCCCCUUUUCAAAUACUCCGGAGAUGAUAAGGAGAGCACAGCAGAACUUGCUUUAUCAGCUGAACUGAAAAGUAUGGUGAAGGGAAGAAAGACAGCUCGUGAACUAAUUUCAUGGAUCGAGGAGCAUGUAAUACCAACAUGCGGCCCAAAAGUAGCUAUUGAGGUGGUUGUCCAGACUCUUCUUGAUAUCGGGGCAAAAAGUUUCACACAUUUAAUCACUGUGUUGGAGCGAUAUGGUCAAGUCAUUGCAAGAUUAGCCGCAGAUCAGGAUCAACAGAUUUUAUUGAUAGAAGAAAUCAGUGCGUUUUGGAAAAAUAGUGCUCAAAUGACAUCCAUCACCAUUGAUCGCAUGAUGGGUUAUAGACUUUUGUCUAACUUAGCAAUUGUUACUUGGGUUUUUUCUCCUGCUAAUAUUCAGCAAUUCCAUACUUCAGAUCGGCCAUGGGAGAUACUGAGGAAUGCAAUCAGCAAAACAUGCAAUCGUAUCUCUGAUCUUAGGAAAGAGAUCGCUGUGUUGGAGAAAAGUGUGCUGUCCACUAAGGAUGCAGCUUCAAAGGCUGUAGGUGAGCUUGAGAGUGCUGAAUCAAGGCUUGAGGUUGUAAAUGGGGAACCUGUGCAAGCAGAGACACCAGGGAGAUUGAAACGGUUGAAAUUGUAUGCUGACAAAGCAAAGGAAGAAGAAGUUGCAGUUCAGGAGUCCCUGGAAGCCAAACAAGCUCUAUUUGCACGAGCAUAUUUGGAGAAUGAGGCAUUCUUCAUUGAAUUAUAUAGAAGUUUUCAUGAUGUGCUUGUGAAGCGUAUGCCAAAAUUUUCUGGCGAUGACCAAGACCUUCCCAAAAACGAGAAUGAUGAUGCAAUGGCGGUUGAUUCUGAGGAACCUUCUGCAGUGGAUGCAAACAAUCAUCAGAAGGGACAACCGAGGCCACGCAAUUUGAAUCUCAAUGGUAUAAGUAAUGGCUAUGAUGUGGGAGAGGCUGAGCAAUGGCAACGCUGUGUUUUGGGCUAUGCAAAGUCCUUUACGAUGCAGUAUGCUGAAGAGAUUUGGCCACAUAUUGAAAAAUUAGACAGCAACGUGCUCGUGGAGGAUGCACAUCCACUGCUUGUCGAAGCUGUAUACGCCGGACUACGACGUCAGUACAGAUGAUAGUCACAUUUUUCUUGGUAGUUUAAUCACACCAUGUAACAUUAAUGCAUAGGAUUGUAGUUAUUUAUUCUCUUUGUGAAAAGUAUUAUGUAAAAUUAUACAAUGUUCUGUUCUAAUUAUGAAAUGUCUCUUGUCCUGCUCCUUUUCA